This is a messenger RNA of Heterostelium album PN500, 612 nucleotides long. RefSeq lists its product as uncharacterized. The transcript has a single exon. NCBI's taxonomy places the organism in Eukaryota, Evosea, Eumycetozoa, Acytosteliales, Acytosteliaceae. The coding region runs from base 1 to 612 and encodes 203 amino acids. The record is from RefSeq and is a predicted model, not a curated record.
AUGAUUAAAUUACAAUCUGCAACUCCACUUCCAUCAAUCAUGAUCACUCCAGAAUCACCACAAAUCGGUAGUUUAACUAUCAAUUCAUCACCAAUAUUCUCGCCAUUCUAUAUUUCAGAGUUUCUCAGUAAAGAGGUUUUCUAUCCACCACCCUUAGACAUCUCUGGCGAUAUGACGAUGGACGAAGACGACGCAACCGUUCCACAAUCACCCAAUAGCAGUCUCACCAGUAACAGCAUCGUCAGUAGCACAGCCUCGUCGAAAUUGAAAUCCAACGACAUGAUGCUUAGAAACAAGAAUGCCUGUUCAUCGUGCAAUCGUGUCAUUCAAUUGUAUUUGGUCAGUUCACGUUCACGUAGAAAGUGUGGAACUCAAUGUAUCUCAUGUCAUAGAAUGAUCUGCGAUAACUGUACAUUCUUAAAAUACUAUAAACAUCAAAGUAAAGAUAUUUCAUCAACUUCAUCAUCUUCCUCCAACGUUACCGAAAAGAAUAAUACAAACUAUUUACCAAUCAAGAGAUCUCCAUCGCCAAAAUCAACCGCCCAAUCAAAAAGAGUUACCUAUUGCAUUUCUUGUAGUCAACAUCAAAAGAAGACUCCAUUUAAUAUUUAA